Messenger RNA from Tympanuchus pallidicinctus (lesser prairie-chicken), 1182 nucleotides. RefSeq names its product colony stimulating factor 3 (gene CSF3). Gene Ontology annotation, biological process: positive regulation of cell population proliferation; immune response; positive regulation of myeloid cell differentiation. Gene Ontology annotation, molecular function: cytokine activity; growth factor activity. Lineage: Eukaryota; Metazoa; Chordata; Aves; Galliformes; Phasianidae. Bases 1 to 600 code for a protein of 199 amino acids. The transcript has 5 exons. Gene Ontology annotation, cellular component: extracellular region. The record is from RefSeq and is a predicted model, not a curated record.
AUGUGCUGCCUCACCCAUGUGCUGGCGCUGGUGCUGGGCGCUUCGUGGCAGGCGCUGCAUGGAGCUCCGCUGGCCGAGCUCUCGGGGGACCACGACUUCCAGCUCUUCCUGCACAAGAACCUGGAGUUCACCCGCAAGAUCAGGGGGGACGUGGCUGCACUGCAGCGCGCGGUGUGUGACACCUUCCAGCUGUGCACGGAGGAAGAGCUGCAGCUGGUGCAGCCGGAGCCUCCCCUCACGCAGGCACCGCUGGAUCAGUGCCACAAGCGCGGCUUCCAGGCGGAGGCGUGCUUCAGCCAGAUCCGCGCCGGGCUGCACGCGUACCAGGGCUCGCUGGGAGCCGUCCUGCAGCUGCUGCCCGAACACACGGCGCUGGUGGAGACGCUGCAGUUGGACGCCGCCAACCUCUCCACCAACAUCCAGCAGCAGAUGGAGGACCUGGGCCUGGACACGGUGACGCUCCCGGCCGAGCACCGCAGCCCCCCGCCCGCCUUCUCCACCGACUUCCAGCGGCAGGUCGGAGGAUUCUUCAUCCUGGCCAACUUCCAGCGCUUCCUGGAGACGGCGUACCGCGCGCUGCGGCACCUCGCCCGCCUCUGACGCCCGCCGCUCCCCCAAAGCCCCCCCAGCUUAUUUAAUAUUUAUGGCUAUUUAAUAUUUAUCCGGCCGGGGGGCCCCGCUGCCCCCCAGCCCCCACGCAGGGUGCCGGCCCUGCGCUGCCGUCCGUGCACGGGUCUCUGUGCGGCACCACCCAUGUUUAAUAUUUAAACACAAGCGUAUCUCUGCUACGAGGUUUGUGCCAGUGUCCCCGCGGGGAGCCUUCAUCCGCUCCGAGGAUGCUGGAGCAGCACCGUGUGGGUGCGGGGAUGGAGCUGCGGCGCCGCCGCUGCCGGCUCGUUUCUGGGAGCCGUUGGAUAAGCAGGGAGGGCAGCGCAGCCCGGGCCGGGGUCCCGCAGUCGGGGCUGAGGCUCCGCUCCGCCCGCCCCGAGCUCCUGUUUACGGCGGUGUAACUUUUUUGUGCCCCCGCACCCACGUUUGUAUCUCAGAAUCUCACCGCUGCUCCGAUCCUCCGAGCGGCGUUUUGUACUGUAUUUAUUCCUGCAGCUGGGUCAGCCCCAGAGCAGCGUGUGCUGUUUUUUAUACAUGUCAAAACGAUGGAAAUAAACUCUAUUUUGGCUCCAA